GCUGAAACACCAAAGACACCCUUUCAAAUUAGCAUGAAUGAUCUAGGGAAAAAGCUGUCUUAUUUAUCGGGAAUCAUCAUUGCAAUUAUUGUUAUAAUAGGAAUAAUUCAAGGAAGACAAUGGUUAGAAAUGUUGACAAUAGGAGUCAGUUUAGCUGUAGCAGCCAUUCCUGAGGGCCUCCCAAUAGUUGUGGUCGUCACUUUAGGUCUGGGGAUUUUAAGGAUGGCAAAAAAGAAUGCUAUUAUAAAAAAAUUACAUUCUGUCGAAACUUUGGGUGCUGUGAAUGUAAUUUGCGUGGACAAAACUGGAACCUUGACAGAAAAUGUCAUGACUGUUACCAAGAUAUUCACAUUGGAUGAAGAAAAUACAUUUGACUUAGAGCAUGGUUUGCCAAAUAAGACAAGUCCUGCCAUGAGGGAGGUUAUUAAGAUUGGUGGACUAUGCAAUGACGCUAUAAUAGAUGAUGAAGAGAAAAAAUUCGGGCAGGCAACAGAUGUUGCAUUGCUCGAUGUUCUCUACAAAAUGGGAAUGGAAAAUAUAAUAAAGGAAUAUCAAAGGAUUACCGAAGUUCCUUUUAAUUCUGAUCAAAAAUGGAUGUCAGUAGUUUGUAGACACAAGAACGAACCGGAUACAAUCUUUUUUAAGGGCUCGAUAGAAGCCGUGCUGGGGAGAUGUACUUCUUAUUACGUUUCAGAAACUCACCGGCCUCCACUAAAUGAUUCAUUGAGAGAAUCUGUGAUGCAACACACCGUUGCAAUGUCAUCUCUUGGGCUUCGCUGCCUAGGUAUGGCAUGCGGAUCUGAGAUCACCAAACUUACCUUCGUGGGAUGUGUUGCUAUGUAUGACCCACCAAGAAAAGGUGUUGAAAAGGCGAUUAGUAAAUUGAUUAGUGGAGGCGUCAAAGUUGUAAUGAUAACUGGUGACUCUGAACAAACGGCCGUCUCUAUUGCACGUAAAUUAGGAAUCCCCGUGAGUUCAUCAUCACGUCAUAGUUAUCUAACAGGAAGUGACAUUGAGUCCAUGACAAGUGAACAAUUAAGGCAUAAUAUUAAAUCUAUAUCAGUUUUUGCAAGGACUUCACCUAAACACAAAAUGGCCAUUAUUCAGGCUUUUCAGGAAAAUGGAUCUAUU
Acaulospora morrowiae is the source of this 1131-nucleotide messenger RNA. NCBI's taxonomy places the organism in Eukaryota, Fungi, Glomeromycota, Glomeromycetes, Diversisporales, Acaulosporaceae. The record is from the annotation of a GenBank genome assembly.